Molecule: messenger RNA, 1375 nt
Organism: Rhododendron vialii
Lineage: Eukaryota; Viridiplantae; Streptophyta; Magnoliopsida; Ericales; Ericaceae
Product: cysteine synthase-like
Exons: 12
Coding region: 119-1096 (325 amino acids)
Cellular component (GO): cytoplasm
Molecular function (GO): cysteine synthase activity
Source: RefSeq, a predicted model, not a curated record
UAUUAUACUCUCCGGGAGCAGUUGCUCUGUCAAUUAUCGAUCGCUCUGUAGAAUUUGCUUCGAAACUCCGCAUUUCCUCAAGAGCCCCGGUGCGUUCGUUUCUUGUGACUUCGACCAAAUGGCGCAGGAAAAGUGUGCGAUUGCUAAGGAUGUUACUGAAUUGAUAGGUAACACUCCACUUGUGUACCUCAACAACGUCGUGGAUGGCUGUGUCGCUCGUGUUGCUGCCAAGCUAGAGAUGAUGGAACCCUGCUCUAGUGUCAAAGAUAGGAUUGGGUAUGGUAUGAUAAAAGAUGCUGAGGAGAAGGGCCUCAUUAAGCCUGGUGAGACUGUCCUCAUUGAACCAACCAGUGGUAAUACUGGCAUAGCUUUGGCAUUUAUGGCCGCAGCUAAGGGUUACAAGCUAAUCAUUGCCAUGCCUGCUUCUAUGAGUAUAGAAAGGAGAACCAUUAUCCGAGCUUUUGGAGCUGAAUUGGUUCUUACAGAUCCCGCCAAGGCCAUGAAAGGGGCUGUUGAAAAGGUAGAAGAGUUAUUGGCAAAGACCCCAAAUGCCUAUAGUCUUCAGCAAUUUGAAAACCUUGCCAAUCCAAAGAUCCAUUAUGAAACUACUGGACCUGAAAUCUGGAAAGACUGCUGUGGGAAAAUUGAUGCCCUAGUUUCUGGGAUAGGUACUGGAGGAACAAUUACAGGUGCAGGAAAGUACCUUAAAGAGCAAAACCCCGACGUUAAGUUGUAUGCCGUAGAACCAGUUGAAAGUCCAGUUUUAUCUGGAGGAAAGCCCGGCCCUCAUAAAAUCCAAGGAAUGGGUGCUGGUUUCAUCCCUGCAGUAUAUGAUGCCGAUUUAAUUGAUGAAGUUGUUCAAGUAUCAAGUGAGGAAGCUGUUGAAACAGCUAAGCUUCUUGCACUGAAAGAAGGUUUGCUGGUAGGGAUAUCAUCCGGUGCCACCGCCACUGCAGCAAUUAAGAUAGCCAAGAGGCCAGAAAAUGCUGGAAAACUCAUUGUUGUUGUGUUCGCCAGCUUCGGUGAGCGUUACUUGUCAUCUGUGCUGUUUGAUUCCCUGAGGAAGGAAGCAGAGAAUAUGACUUUUGAGCCCUGAGAUUUUCCCGACUUUCAAAAGGCGCUAUCCGGUCUCCGUUUCUGUUCGAGUCUGAAUAUAAAAGUACCAAGAGGUCCAAGAUCAUGGUUUUUACGUUCAGAACGCAGUUUAUGGGAGCUAAUUUUGCUUUAUAAGGUUUGCAACUUAUAGCGGUUGCCGAACGGUUCCGUGUCUCUGUUUCUGUUCGAUACAACUUCUUUUUUUUUCUUUUAUUUUUUGUAAAUGUUAAUAAGUUUUGACGCAGAAUUUGCUGUGUUUUCAAAGGCAAAUCGAUGAAAU